ACCGCAUAUCUGUUCCCCAGAAAACUCAUAUACCUACCCAUUACUCUUCAGACAACUCCCUAUCAUCUUACCUGGUAGAUGAAAAUUACGUAAAUGAUGAAUUACCCUCUGACAGGGAAGAAACUGGAGAAGAACUAUUGAAGGAAGAAACUAGGGUGGCUGUUAUGGCUACUACUUCAAUCAUCCAAUCUGUAAAGAAGAAGAAUAUGGCAAAACCUCCAUUCGGUAUCCCUGGUCUUGUAAAAGCCAGCGAUGGUACUAUUGUGCCUAUUAAGGAACUCUACCUCCAUGAAAGCUAUCUGGAUGCUAUGAGGUAUGUGGAAGCUAACCCUCCUGAGGACACCUCCAGUCAAGUGUCAGCAUCCUCUUCUUUACAACCUGAAACAUUAGGUAAAGAAAUACCUACCUUGCAAAAACCUUCUAUACCUCUGACACUCAAAUCAGGGUUAAUGAAGAAAAUUAACGAACCCAUCUCUACACUAAGGAUAAAGAAAAAUAAUGACCCCCAUCUCUAUAAUACAAAAUAA
Molecule: messenger RNA, 527 nt
Organism: Pelobates cultripes (western spadefoot toad)
Lineage: Eukaryota; Metazoa; Chordata; Amphibia; Anura; Pelobatidae
Source: the annotation of a GenBank genome assembly